CCCGAAAAGUCAGGGAGGAAAUUGAAAGCGCGAACGAAUCAAACGAAGCAUCGAAUCGAAGGGACGCGUGGAGCUCGAGCGGACAGCGGGGAGAGGGGAGUGGCGACGGCCGGGUCGGCGAUGGAGGACGAGCAGCAGGCGGCGGGGGUGGGGAUUCUGCUGCAGAUAUCGAUGCUGGUGCUGGCGUUCGUGCUCGGUCACCUCCUCCGCCGCCGUAGGCUCUACUACCUUCCCGAGGCCAGCGCUUCCCUCCUAAUCGGUUUGAUGGUUGGAGGGCUUGCUAACAUAUCCAAGACUCAGAAAAGUACCAGGAGAUGGUUCAAUUUUCGGGAGGAGCUCUUCUUUCUCUUCUUGCUGCCUCCGAUUAUAUUCCAGUCUGGUUUCAGCUUAGCACCAAAGCCAUUCUUUUCAAAUUUUGGCGCUAUUGUUACUUUUGCAAUCAUGGGAACCUUCAUUGCCUCCAUUAUCACUGGUCUUCUAGUCUACCUUGCUGGGUUAAUAUAUCUUGUGUAUAAACUGCCGCUGGUCGAGUGUAUGAUGUUUGGUGCCCUUGUGUCAGCAACUGAUCCUGUAACUGUAUUGGCCAUAUUUCAGGAACUUGGCACAGAUGUGAACCUCUACGCAUUGGUUUUCGGUGAAUCAGUGCUAAAUGAUGCUAUGGCAAUCUCCUUGUACAGGACUAUGUCAUCUUUGAGGGCCAAUGCUUCUGCCCAGAACUUCUUUGUAGUUAUCUUGAGGUUUCUUGAGACCUUUUUUGGAUCAACAUCAACAGGUAUUAUGACAAAGUUUAUAUGCACUCGUAUGCUGAACAGAUUUCCUGCCCACGGUUUUGGUGUCUCAAUGCGGUCUGUUUCUCCUGGUCUUCAUUUUUUGCAUGUGUAUUUAAUACUUUAUGCGCAAUUAUCAAAAUGUCACUCGGUACCUGACUUUUUAACUGUUGCAGGUCUUGUUGUCGGAUUUACUUCUGCUUUCCUCUUCAAGUAUGCAGGACUGGGUAUUGAGAACCUUCAUAAUCUGGAAAGCUGCUUGUUUGUUCUAUUCCCAUACUUCUCGUACAUGCUAGCGGAAGGCUUUGGUCUAUCUGGCAUAGUCUCAAUACUUUUUACUGGAAUUGUGAUGAAGAGAUACACAUUCUCAAACUUGUCAGAAGAUUCACAGCAAUUCACUACUGCCUUUUUCCAUCUGCUUUCAUCAUUAGCAGAAACUUUUGUGUUCAUUUACAUGGGAUUUGAUAUUGCAAUGGAGCGUCAAAGCUGGUCACACAUUGGGUUCAUAUUUUUCUCAAUUAUCUUCAUAUUAGUUGCAAGGGCUGCAAAUGUUUUCUCAUGUGCUUACUUGCUAAAUUUGGUACGGCCACCCCACCAGAAAAUAUCCAAGCAAUACCAACUGGCACUUUGGUAUAGUGGGCUUAGAGGGGCAAUGGCUUUUGCACUCGCUCUUCAGUCAGUUCAUGAUCUUCCUGAGGGCCAUGGCCAGACAAUUUUGACUGCUACCAUAUCUAUAGUUGUUCUAUCAGUACUUCUGAUUGGAGGCUCAACAAGCACAAUGCUUGAAGCUCUACACGUUGUGGGGGAUAGUAAUAAUGAUCAGAAUCAUCAGUUUGAGGAGCAAGACAAUUUUGAUGGAAACAAUGUUGGUAAUAUUGGACAGCAUGGCGAGGAAAGCAGUACUGCUGCAAGCAGAUUCAAACUGAAACUCAGAGAGAUCCAGAGAAACACUCCCUCCUUCACCGCAUUGGACAGAAACUACAUUACUCCAUUUUUUACAUCCCAAAAUGGCGAUAGUGAUGAUGAGGAUCAGGAUCCCACGGAUGAAGCACCAUACAUAUCUAGGGAGCUGCAAGACAUGCAGAAUCAUGUAUGACUGGCUGGAUAGAUGAACUGAACAUUUCAGUUCGUAAGAAAUUACCAGCAGUUACCCUGUUAGGUCGAAGAUAUGGAUGACCAAUCUCCAAUGGCAUUUAGGCAGCACCACCAAUACUCCGACGAACAAAAUAGCGAGGAAAUUGGAAGACCUUAUAUGCAAUAGACUAGGAUAGAUCCAUACGUAAACAAACACAAUAGACAUAUACGACGCAUGAAUAAGUUGUUGCCAAUAGCACUUGUUUUUAGCUGCUUCUCUCAAGAGUUUUGAGCUUGACAUCUUGUGUGCAUCACCAUGCAUGAUAAGUUGUUACCAAUAGCAGUUGUUUUGAGCUACUGCUCUCAGGUUUUUUAAGCUUGACGUCUUGUGCA
Messenger RNA from Phragmites australis (common reed), 2234 nucleotides. RefSeq names its product sodium/hydrogen exchanger 6-like. Gene Ontology annotation, molecular function: sodium:proton antiporter activity. Gene Ontology annotation, biological process: proton transmembrane transport; sodium ion transport; regulation of pH. Lineage: Eukaryota; Viridiplantae; Streptophyta; Magnoliopsida; Poales; Poaceae. The record is from RefSeq and is a predicted model, not a curated record. Gene Ontology annotation, cellular component: membrane; endosome. The coding region runs from base 121 to 1863 and encodes 580 amino acids. The transcript has 21 exons.